UGCAACUUUGUAUGAACUUCCAAGUUACAAUUAUUGCAAAAGAGAAACGGAGAGGGACGAGCUGCCGUCGGAGUGCAGGGGCAAUUUGAGAGUGCGUGGAGAAAAGCCUGAAUGCUUGAAAUCUUCGCCUGUGUUUUCACGCUGCUGGAAAUUUGUGAUUGAAGGAGGGGGCGAUUGGAAUUCCGUAGCCGUCCAGCUAUUACAUCCAAAACCCCCGAGGGAGCCAAAGGCCUGCACAGAGGAUGAAGCUGUCAGAAGUGUUGCUGUGCAACCAGGUGACAGGUGGAUGAUCCUGCUCUCUGGUGGCCAAACAGCAGUCUGUAAACCUCCUGCAACUUGGAUUCACCUUCGUGCCAAAGAUCAAACAGAGAGAAGGUGACGAGAGGGUACACCCAGUAAAUCUCAACGCUUCUUUGCAUGGUAUGGAGGACUGACCUCAGGUUCCUGUGCUGUGAGAGGUGAGCCCAUCUGCCUUGAGGCCCUCAGGAGGACAGCAGCCAGCACCUUCCUGACCCCUUGUCCCCCUUGCUGUUGCCGUGGAGGCUGAGGGGCAGCCCAUGUCCCCUGGGCGCAGCGCUGAGCCCGAGCGGCAGCAGGCACGGUCUCCCACUGAGCGCUGCGGCAACCCAGGGCCAUGACCAGCCUGAAGCGCUCGCAGACCGAGCGGUCCGUCGGCGGCUCAGUGCCUGCCACCGACGAAUUCUACACACGCCGCCUGCGCCUGCCCAAUGGUGGUGCACCGCCUCCCCGCAGUGAGAGCGCCCACCUGUCCGGUGGCACGCCCGGCGUGCCCAAAAUGGGCGUACGUGCCCGUGUAGCUGACUGGCCCCCACGCAAGGACGGUGGUGGGGGUGGUGUCUGGCACAUCACUGUGGAGACAGACUCGCCCAGCACAGUGGGUGGUGCACAAAGUAACCUGUCGUCCAAGCUGGGCCACCUGAUCAGUCCGCAAGACUCGUCCAUGCUGCGCAACAUCCAGAACACGCUCAAGAGCAAGAUGCAGGCCGCCAGCCGUGGCAAGGACAACCGCUUCCUGUCACCUGAUGGCUACCUGGGCUCACCGCGCAAGGGCAUGCGGCGCAUUAGGCAGCGCAGCAACAGCGACAUCACCAUCAGUGAGCUGGACAGCGAUGGUGGGGAGCACUGGUCCUUCUCAGGCUGGUCACCCGUGCACCGUGAGUACGGCAGCACCUCAUCCAUCGACAAGCACGGUGCAUCGGGCGAGAGCUUCUUUGACAUGCUGAAGGGCUACCGCGGUGGCUCGCCUGACCAGCGCAGCCCUGCACCAGACAGGCUAGGUGAGAUGCUGAGCGUCGCACACAAGCAGACGGCACUGGACCUGCCAGACGGGGCAGCAGGGGCGCCACGGGGGAGCCCCUCGGCCCGCUUGAAAGAGCGCGAGAAGCCCCCCAAGCGGCGCUCCAAGUCAGAGACGGGGGGCGAGUUCAUCUUUCGGAAAUUGCGCAGCGUGCAGCGGGCAGAGGGAGGAGAUUCACGGGCAGGGUCAGAUGCUGAGGAUGGCCGCUCCGAGGAUGGAGGGCCACCCCCAAAGCCCUGGGCCUGCCAGAAGGGCUUCGCCCACUUUGAUGUGCAAAGCAUCCUGUUCGACCUGAAUGCAGUGGUGCACAGCCGGCAGGCGGCUGGCAAGCGCAAGAACACCACCACAGGCGCCUCAGCUGCCUCUGCUGCUUCCUCCGCCUCGCCCUCGCUUUCCUCACAGGGCGGUGCAUGUAGCUCUCCCUGCGGCAGCCAGGAAGAGCUGAGUGCCAAGGACAGCCCCACCCUUGACCCCGGCGAUGACAAGAGCAACGAGCUGGUGCUGAGCUGCCCCUGCUUCCGCAAUGAGAUCGGCGGCGAGGGCGAGCGCAAUAUCAGCCCCACCAAGCUGGGCAGCAUCGGCAGCGGGGCAGCUGGUGAGGGCGAGGACAGUGCGGCUGAUGUCCCCAACGCCCCUGGCGCUGCUGUGCACUGCACCAACGCCGGCGUGGCCCUGCUGGAGGCAUCCAAGGACAGCCAGGGCCUACACAGCGAGCGCGGGAAGCACUACAUCCUGGAGCAUGUGGACCUGGGCUCCUGCUACUACAGGAAGUAUUUCUACCUGAGAGAGCACUGGAACUACCUUGGGGUGGAUGAGACUCUGGGCCCAGUGGCAGUUAGCUUGCGGCGGGAAAAGCUGGAGGACCACAAAGAGCACGGUCCCCAGUACAACUACCGAGUCAUCUUCCGCACCAGCGAGCUGACCACUCUACGGGGGUCCAUCCUGGAGGACGUGGUCCCUUCCACCUCCAAACAUGGGACGCCACGCGGGCUGCCCCUCAAGGAGGUUUUGGAGUACCUGGUGCCCGAGCUCAAUGCCCACUGCCUGCGGCUCGCCCUCAACACACCCAAGGUUACCGAGCAGCUGAUGAAGCUGGAUGAGCAAGGGCUUAGCUUCCAGCUGAAGGUGGGCGUGAUGUACUGCCAGACAGGCCAGAGCAGUGAGGAGGAGAUGUACAACAACGAGGCAGCCGGCCCCGCCCUGGAGGAGUUCCUGCAACUGCUAGGGGAGCGUGUUCGCCUCAAGGGCUUCACCAAGUACCGCGCCCAGCUGGAUACUAAGACGGAUUCUACGGGCACUCACUCUCUGUACACCACAUAUAAGGACUACGAGAUCAUGUUCCAUGUGUCCACGAUGCUCCCCUACACUCCCAACAACAAGCAGCAGCUGCUGCGGAAGCGACACAUUGGGAACGACAUCGUCACCAUUGUGUUCCAGGAGCCCGGCGCCCAGCCCUUCACCCCCAAGAACAUUCGCUCCCACUUCCAGCAUGUCUUCGUUGUGGUGCGCGUGAACAACCCCUGCUCUGACAACACCUGCUACAGCGUGGCAGUGGCACGCUCCCGGGAUGUUCCCUCCUUCGGCCCGCCCAUCCCCAAGGAUGUGACCUUCCCCAAGUCCAGCGUGUUCCGGGACUUCCUGUUGGCCAAGGUGAUCAAUGCGGAGAACGCCGCCCACAAGUCAGAGAAGUUCCGCGCUAUGGCUAUGCGCACACGGCAGGAGUACCUGCGUGAUCUGGCUGAGCACCAUGUCACCAACACGCCAAUUGACCCAUCAGGCAAGUUCCCCUUCAUCUCUCUGGCGCACAAACGCAAGGAGAAGAGCCGGCCCUACGCAGGGGCAGAGCUUCGCAGCCUGGGUGCCAUCACCUGGCCCGUGCACGCUGAGGACCACAGCGCUGGUGGUGAGCUGGAGGCCCUCCUGGCCAUCUCCAGUGAGCUGCUCAUCCUGGUGGACCAGGAGGCCAAGGCAGUGGUCUUCAACUGCGCCGUGCGCGAUGUGAUUGGCUGGACGAUGGGCAGCCCUGCCUCCAUGAAGAUCUACUACGAGCAUGGGGAGAACAUAUCCCUGCGUUCCAUCAACAACAACACAGAGGACUUCCGCGAGGUGGUCAAGCGUCUGGAGCUCCUGACAAAAGGUUGCGAGACGUCAGAGAUGACACUGCGGCGGAACGGCCUGGGCCAGCUAGGUUUCCAUGUGAACUACGAGGGCAUUGUGGCGGAGGUGGAGCCAUACGGCUAUGCCUGGCAGGCGGGGCUACGGCAGGGCAGCCGGCUGGUGGAGAUCUGCAAGGUGUCCGUGGCCACACUGUCCCACGAACAGAUGAUUGACAUGCUGCGCACCUCCAUGUCCGUCAAGGUGGUGAUCAUCCCACCGCAUGAGGAUUCCACACCCCGCAGGGGCUGCUCAGAGCUGAAAAGUAUGCCAGCGGCAGACUACAAGUCCAGCUCAGAGAACGUGCCCUUUGAGUACAAGUUCCCCUUCCGUAACAACAACAACAAGUGGCAGCGCACAUCAUCCAGUCCACAGCAGUCCCUCACCGCCUCCCCCCAGAGCCACGGGGGCACGCCCAACCGCGCUGUCAGUCUUGGGGGCAGCAUGGGCAAGACCCUGUCUGCUGAGCGGCCUGCCAUCCCACGCAGCGUGUCCAGCGAUGGCCGUCCCCUGGACCCUAAGAGGAACUCUCCCGGUUCUGAGAACUACGGUCUGGCCUCCUCGAUUCUGAUUGGCCGCUCUCCACACAAUCGCAGCUCUCCCAGCAGCCUCUCCUGCUCCAGCGACACAGGCCCUGCCCACUGGCGCCAGAAGUCCAUGCCUGAAGGGUUUGGGAGCAGCAGACACUCCCCUGUCUCUGUGGAUAGGCCAGGUAUUGGAGAGACAAGCAGCAGCAGCAAGUCCAUGCCCAGCUGGCCGAAGGCAGAUGAAGGGGGCGGAGCCAGGGGCGGAUCUGACCGAGGAUCAGCAGACACUGUGACCAAGUCGGGCCCCCCAUAUUCUGGUGCCCCUCGCAUUCAGAGGCAGGAGCAGGUCAUUCAUCUGUCCCCGAAAAAGAGCAGCCAGUCCGAGUCACCCUACUCCGCCCACUCCAGCAGCAACACUCUGUCCAGCACAGCCUCCAGUAGCACCCACAGUGAGGACAAGUGGUACGACAUGGGGGGUGGUCCUGGUGAGCCAGCUGACUCUGAGAUCAAUGGCUUCGGGGGCGGCAUCCUGCAGGGGGCGUUGUCAGACAGUGGCAUUGAUGGCAGCGGCUCAUAUGGUGCGGUGCAUGGCAGCUCCAGCUCACUGUUGGCGCCAGGGGCCCCUGGGCCCCGUGAGAGGUCCACGUCCCCCUGGCACAGCCCCACUGAGGGGGGCCGGCGCAUGCUGGAAAGGUCCCCCCCGGCCGCUGAGUCACCCAUCCCGCCUGGAGCUGCUGAGGGCCCUAUCAGGCCCAAAUCCGCCCACCCCCUGAUGCGGGACAGCAGCUCCUACAGCAUGGGGGACAUGUCAUCCCACUCCAGUGCCCUGAGCUCCCGGCACUCUGGCAGCCCCAUGGUCCUGUCCUCCAGUCGCAGCUCGCCCCGUGAGGAAACUGCCACCUCUCCAUCCUCCCAGACUGCUCCCGGCCCUAAGAGCUUUUACCCCCGGCAGGGUGCCACCAGCAAGUACCUGAUUGGCUGGAGGAAACCUGGCAGCACCAUCAACUCUGUGGACUUUGGUGACACCCGCAAGCGCCAUCAGAAUGACAGUCCGGAGAGUGGGCAGCCCCAUCACAGAGUGCCUGAGCGAGACUUGCACUCGCCCCAGCGCCAGGGCAAACCCAGUGUGGACGAGAAAUUGAAGAAGCUCAUCACUGUGGACAGCCCCUCACCCCGCAGGGAGGAGAGAGAGCCCUCGUCCCCAGUCCCGGGCUCAAACCGCCGCUCCCUCCACCGCACGCUGUCAGAUGAGAGUAUCUACCGGGGACAGCGCCUGCCGUCGUUGGCAGAUUCUGUCCUGGAGGAGGUGCUGUCAGGCGACAUGCUGUUUGGCUGCUCCACAGUGCCGCGUUCACCCACCACCCGCGGGGUCCCCCUGCGACGCCCAUCCUACAAGCUGGGCGUCACCCUGCAUGGUGACCUCUCUGCCUCAGACACCUCCCUUGCUGACUUGCAUGACCGCCGGAAGCAGCCACCCAAAGACCUGGGCCUCAUGCCCCUGCCGGACGCUGAUACAGACAGUGGCCUAGACUGGACAAACCUGGUGGACGCUGCCAAGGCCUUUGAGGUCCGAAGCUCCUCCUCCUUCUUCGCCCCCCGAGAUGGGAACCAACGAGGAGGAAGCUCUGCCUCCAGCCCCCAGCAUGCUGAGCUGCAGGCUGCCCUGCCUUCCAGACCUUCCCAUGGCAGUGAGCCCCCUGGCAGCUUGCUGGGUAAGGUCACCCAGCUGGAGGCCAUGGUGAAGAUGCUGCAAGAGGAGCUAAAGAAGGAGCGGGAGGAGAAGGCCAAGCUCCAGGCCCAGAUCCAGAGCCUAUGGGAGGACAACCAGCGCCUGCAGGAGGAAUCCCAGAAUGCCUCAGCUAAGCUCAAGAAGUUCACCGAAUGGGUCUUCAACACCAUCGACAUGAACUGAGCUGUGCAGAGGUAGAGUCCAGGCCUUAGUUGCCUCAGGGAGGCAAGAGACCAAGAGCUGCUGUCCUCUUCCCCCCUAGCCUUGUGGGGCCACAGCUUGCAUGACCCCAUUCCAGCCCUGACCGGUCACUGCCCAGUGGCCCCAGCCCCACUCUGUGUUACUCUCCACCUCUUCUUUCAGAGCAACAGUCCCUCCCUGCUGUGACAGUCACUGAAGAUUUGGCCUCUCCCUCUUGCAGGUCUCAGAAUGUGGACAUAUUUAACUGGGUCUUACACAGCAGCCAUUGAAGGGCCUUCUUAUGGGUACUUGGUGUUUCCAGUACUCAAUCAAAAAAAAGUCAAAAAUGAACAAAAAAGUUCUCCUGCUGUUAGCAGAUAGCUGUCCCUGUCCUUUACACCUGUGGACACUUUGCAGGAAGAGCUGUCCUCCUAAGCAAGCUGCUCCUUCCUGCUUCUCUGUCACCUCUGUCUCCCUCUGUUUCCAUCAGGAGUGGGAGGCCUUAGACCUGGCCAGCCUUUUGGUCCCAGGGUCUGGGUGAUCCCCAGGGAUGCAGGCAGGCUGUUGGGAUGCCCAAUCCUCUUCAUCCCAGACCUGACUGGCCCACAGCUCCUGAAGGACUCUGUGGAUCUCCCCCUGCAUGUGGAAGCCUAACUCACCACGACUUACCGCAGCAUUCUGACGGGCACUGAAGCAUUUUUUUGGGAGGGGGGGGGGGGGUUUCUAGUGUAUAGCAGAUACCAGCGUGCAGUGGUAUAUCUAAUGUUAUAAUCCCAGGGUGCAAUGUGAUAUUACAGCUCUUUAUUUUGAUGUAACAUAAUGACAUAUCUGGCUUCAUUCAAUAUUACGCAGACAGACAGAUCAUUUGAGGGCCAUAAGAUAAUAAUGAAUGUUAAUGGUCAAGUGGAUAUGGUUAUUCUAAUUGCACCUUGUCAAAAAGGGAAAGGAUUUUUUACAUCUCCAUGUGGUGAGUCUGUGGUACAAGGUACUGAGGAGAUGAAUGAACUCCCAGCCUGGCCAUUUCUAAGAAUAUAACAUUGUGGAGCAAUCAUGUUUGGAUAGUUACAGAUGAAUUUAUUUCUUUGUAUUAUAUAUGGAAAUGCCAAGUUGUUCUAUGCGUUCAACUCAACAGAUGUCAAGGUGUAUAGUUAAUUUAGAGGAGUCAGUUUCAUGAGUUCAGUAGCCAUUUGAGUUUUUUUUAAAUGAUGAUUCAGUUGAAUGUUCUUUUUUAAAUAUCUGUGGAGCUUGUGGUUGUGGUGAUCUACCUUUGCCUGCUUUUGUGUAGCUACAGUGCCAUCUAGUGAUGAACAGAAAAUAUAACAGUCUAGUUAAAAAUCAAUUUAUGUCUGUAUCGCCCACAUUCAAAGGCAUUGGAUCGGUCCAAGAUGGCCUUGUGUCCUCCUGGCAAGGAAUGUUCCCUUUAUUCCUUGAUUCAGUUCAGCACGUUCUACCACAUGCUUAAAUAUGUAUUCACUAUGUUGCCUGCAUUCUCAAACAAAUCCCAUUACACUUCUAAAGGGAGAACUCUUAAAUGUCUGGAAAAAGAAAAUGAUUUGAAGAAAUCCUUAGGGGUAAGCUGCAAUGUAGAAGAGUGAGGUUAUUUUGUCUGGUAAAGUUGGGGUUCUGUGAGUUUGAGGUGUGGACAGUGUGAGAUUAGCAGCUCUUUUACCAACUAGGAGCAGUUAGUAAGGUGUGGCAGGCAGGCUGAAUCCAUACACUAAUACUCUGUUACCCUCUGACUGCUAAAACUGCAGAUGUUAAUCCUGUGGGCAACACUAUAGAGCUUGUCUGGCUUGUACAUUAAUUGUAAAUAUUGUUAAAACUCCUCGCAUUUUUGUUUACCCCCAACACUUGCACCCGUGGAGUGGUUAUGCAGUCAGCAGUCAAUUGAUUUUUCAUGGUUUACUUUCAAAGCUUCAGACAGCUGCUGGGUGAUCUGCACGGUCAGUCUACUCACCACGGAGUAUUGUGUACACAAGACUUGUGGCAAUUUAAAAAGAUUUAUUGAGGUGCAGAAGUUGUAAUUUUCCAAUUUCUCACAAAUGCUGUCCCCAUCUAGAUUAGAAAUGAAUAGUUUAUAGCUAAGCAUUGAUUCUGUUCUAGGAAUCAUUGGAAGUGGGAGAACCUUUCCUCUAGUUUUCAUUUUGUUGCCAUGAUACUGCAGAAGGUCUAGUGAAUACUUCACAAGGUGUAAUGAACACUUUGUAGGUCCUCAUGAACACUACUGGGUUAGGUGCACACUCUGCAGGGCCAUGUUAAUACUUCAGUGGAUUUAUUGAACACUUCAGAGGGUGUAGUGAACACUGCAGGGCCAAGUGAACAAUUCAGAUGGUGCAUUGAGCACUUUAGAUGGUCAAGUGAACAUCUUAGGAAUAUUGGACACUUUGGUCUCCUAUUUUUGAUCAAGUAGUAACUAUUUUACAUUUACAAAAAGUCAGUUUUAUCAUCUUUAUCCUUCAUUUAAUUUUUGUGUCUGCAAAGUAUAAAUCAAUACAAAAUGAAUUCCCAUCAAUGUUAGUCUUGU
Messenger RNA from Megalops cyprinoides (Indo-Pacific tarpon), 8432 nucleotides. RefSeq names its product signal-induced proliferation-associated 1-like protein 1. Gene Ontology annotation, biological process: regulation of small GTPase mediated signal transduction; activation of GTPase activity. Bases 635 to 5911 code for a protein of 1758 amino acids. NCBI's taxonomy places the organism in Eukaryota, Metazoa, Chordata, Actinopteri, Elopiformes, Megalopidae. The record is from RefSeq and is a predicted model, not a curated record. Gene Ontology annotation, cellular component: cytoplasm. Gene Ontology annotation, molecular function: protein binding; GTPase activator activity. The transcript is spliced from 23 exons.